Molecule: messenger RNA, 2225 nt
Organism: Chironomus riparius
Lineage: Eukaryota; Metazoa; Arthropoda; Insecta; Diptera; Chironomidae
Source: the annotation of a GenBank genome assembly
ACAAAUCUCAAUCAUCAGUCCCGAAAAUGUCAGCAAUUGUGUACAAAAUUAAUGAAGUUUGGAGAACCUGCAACAAGAUUCGAACCUUAUUAGCAAAAAAUAUCAUCGAUAUUAAAGAAAAGUUUCAGUCAAUAGCUUAUAGUGACUUUAUCUCAUCCUCAAAGUUUCUAACAGUCAUUAACAGCUUGAGCAGUGAAUUGGAACUGACCCACGAUGAAACAGUCAACUUGGUUCAAUUCUUUGCAAAUGACAAGGAUCAAAUAAAUUACAAGAAGUUUCUUGAAGUUCUUCAGCCAAGUUUGGACUGUGAUAAUGGAAAUAAGCAGUUUGUGAGUGGUUUGGAAUGGGAAGAUCCAAUGCACAUCAAUGUGCUGUCACAAUUUGAGCAUCGACAAGUCAACAUGAUUCUCACGAAAAUUGCACAUAGUUGUCGACUUAAAGAUAUCAUUUUUGAGCCGUACUUUCUUGACUAUGAAAUGAUGUCCAAAAAUGAUGGAACAAUCACUAUUACUCAUUUUCGUCGUGUCUUGAAUUUCCUUGGAAUAACUUUGGGUUCCAAAGAGUUUCGAUUGCUUGUCAAGAAGUUUAUGAAGCAUAACUAUACAGUCAAUUACGUUGGAUUUAUAGAAGCUAUUAAGAAUAUCCUCAAAUGGUUCAAUGAGAAUGGUCACGUUGAAUGUUCAAUGGAAUCAGAAUGCUAUCCAGGCAAUAUCAUCAUCUGUGACUACCAAAAUCUACCACGUCCAGAAUUCAACUUAGUUGCUGAAAUAAAUGGAAUCGACAGACCUUGCCAUCCAUGUCAAAGUCAAAAGAAAGGCGAUGCAAGUUUUGAGGACUUGAUGCUUAGAAUUAAGAAGCACAUCUUGGACAAUUGCAUUAGAACUAAGGAAUUCUUUGAAAAAUUCGACUGCUUAAGACGUGGAUUUAUCACAACAGCUCAAUUUUUGAGAGGUCUUGAUGCUAUUGGAGUUUCUGGACUUCAUAGAUUGUAUAUUGCACAACAUGAUGUCAUAAAGAUUUUGAAGAAUUAUGAGGAUCCACUGGAUGUUGAUAGAAUUAAUUGGAAGAAGUUUUGUGAUGAUAUUGAUGAAGUUUUCGAGAUUAAAAAUCUACAUAAACAGCCUUACAGACUCGUAGAAUGUCCACCAACAGAAGUGAAAACCCUCAAUCGUCCAGGAACAGCAGAUUGGGAAUGUAUACCAAUAUCAACCAAGCAAUUAGCUCAAGAAACAGUUUUCAAACUCAGAAAAAUCAUCGAAGGUCGUCAAAUCCUGAUUGAGCCAUUCUUCAGAGACUUUGAUUCCAAUAAUUACAAGCAUGUCACGAAAUGUCAAAUGAGACGAGUUUUUUCGAUGAACUCGAUUGUGUUGUCAGAUAAGGAAAUUUUGGCACUAAUGGCUAGAUAUGGAAAUGACAUGGGAUUCAACUAUAUGAAGUUUUUGAGAGACAUUAAUGAGGUUUACUUCUGUGAAUCUAAACACGAAAAACUGUUGGAAAUGUUAAGGAAAAUCAAUGAAAUUCCAGUACCGCCAUGCACACAUCCAGAACGAACAAUUAUUGAGGUUUUGGCUAAGAUUAAAGGUGAAAUUUGCAGGAAAAGGAUCAACUUGGACAUGUUUUUGAAGAAUGGACAGAAAUUUGCUAAGGAUGAGCUUCCAGUCAGUGAUUUUCGAAGGAAUUUUAGUGCUGCUGGGAUUAUACUUGAGGAUUGUGAAUUAGACAUUGUCUGUGACUCCUGCCGAAUUCCAUCAAAACCUGACUGUGUCAACCACAAGCUCUUUAUUGACAUCAUGAAUGAAGCUUUUACACAAAUAGGACUCGAAAAGCAGCCUCUACGAAGGCCAAUUCCAUUGAUUCCAACCCGAGAAGAUUCAUUAAACUUUUUGAAUUUCGAGGAACGAUUUGUGGUGUCGCAUGCACUCCAAAAAUUGUCAAAAUAUCCUGAUGAUGUGUCCAAUUUGAGCUCAUUCUUGACUGAUUAUGAUGGAAAAUCAGGAUAUGUUACAAUUACAAACUUUCAGCGUGGUUUAAAGACUUGUGGAUUGAUUGAACUUUUGACUGAUCGGGAACUAAAUGUGCUGUGUAAAUGCUUUUCUGUUGAGCGGGGAAACUGCAGAUUUUUUGACUUUAAAAAUUUAAGCUUUGUGACUUCCGAGAUUAAUAAAAUGCAGUGAGUAGAAAUUUAAAAUUUUAUAACUUAACAACUCUUAAAAAUUUGAAACUAC